AUGAACGUCUGUGCUAUCCGUCAUAUUCCAUACACAAAUAAGAAUGACAACAGAUAAAAUGUAGUUGAUUAAAAUAGAGCCAAGAGUUCUCAAGGAACAAGAUUACAUUCAGCAACUCAUUAUAGAUGUUCAACUUAAUAAAGCAGCAAUCAAACUCCAAAUCAAGGCAAAAUGCAAUAUUAUGAAGUAUAAUCAGAUAUCUUUUGAUUCUUAGAUUCAACCCUAUGUUGGUCAACUCAUCAAGGUACUAUUUAUUGAAACUCAAAUUAGAACUAGUAAUAAUCCUUUGUCUCUUCAUAAUUUAGAAAAAGUCCAUCCUUUCGUGUUAAAAAUUAUCAUCCUUAAGACAUAGUCAAUAGUGUAGCAUAAUAAUCAAGCUAAAAUUUAUUAUAAUCUAAGUAAAGACACAUUAAACAAAUAGCAAUGAAAAAAUUGAAAGAAUGAAUCGCAUAAAUUGUUUAGGGGAUUUGCUUCAAUAGAUGGGUGAAAACAAUCAACAAAUAAAAUAGUCUAUCCUUGCUGAUUUAGUAACAGUUCCAAAACAUAAGACUGAGACAUUCAAUACUAAAAAUUAAAAGGAAUAGAAUAUAGAAGAAUUACAUUUCUAUUUAGUUGAAUCUUAAUAAAGAAUCAAAUAGCAUACAUACAUUAUAGAAUAAUAAAAAUAUCUUAGUUGA
Molecule: messenger RNA, 677 nt
Organism: Paramecium pentaurelia
Lineage: Eukaryota; Ciliophora; Oligohymenophorea; Peniculida; Parameciidae
Source: the annotation of a GenBank genome assembly